GCGACUCCAACAUCGUACUUGUACCCCACAGCUUCGACUUCACAAUCGCAGCAUCUCUUCCCAAAUUUCAAGAUGCCUCAAGCUCAGCCAGAGCUGAAGAAGGUAUAUAUCCCUCCCGAAACACUGUUUUCACCAGCUUGCCCUUACCGCGGCAGGCUGAAUCGCAGAACGCGAUAAUGUUGACAAUGCACUCAUUCAAGGAAUAGAAUAGCUAACACAUUGUCGCAGUACCUCGACAAAAGGCUCUUUGUGCAGCUGAACGGAAGUCGAAAGGUUAUUGGCGUGCUGAGAGGUUACGAUGUGUGUUGUGUUCUACCCCGCGGUGAGAGCUGGGCUAAUGAUCGGUGGAUAGGUCUUUUUGAACAUUGUGCUGGAUGAUGCAGUUGAGGAGAAGGAUGGAGGAGAGAAGGUCAAAUUAGGCAUGGUGGUUAGUUUCCUCUUGAGUUUGAAAUUGAGUGGGAUGGUGGCUAAUGACUUGACAGGUUAUUCGAGGAAAUUCCGUUGUUAUGCUCGAGGCUUUGGAGAGAAUUGGAGGCGGUCGAGAAGACAGAAAUUGAUUUACCUGAGUAUACGAAAUCUACAUGAACGCAUACACUCGAUGGGAAAAGGAGCAAUCAAAAGUUUCGCAUUUGAAGGGCGGAUAUGGCGUUCUUCCGGUCUAUGCAAUCAAAUACCAUACUUCACGUCAAUCUGGGCUAGGGCAUUCAAAGCUAUAUUUAUUUUGAAUUUUGAUUGCCAUUGAGGUACUCGAGAUACUAUGGCUCGAAAAGUCGGUCCUUCUCAUAGGAUGGAGCUGUUUGGAAGGACCAAGAUUGGGGCAAUUGGAUGUCAACAGAAAAGGCAUACAAUGGAGCCAGGCCACCGAACUUCUCGUGCUUGACAACCAAGGCCAAAUUCUUCGCUAAGCAAAAAAGAAGAGCUCUCCUCGUCACCUCCUAAAGAAUCAUUUCAUUCUUUCCAAAUCUUUAUCCGAAAAAGCGGAGUUUUUCACUUCUCGUAACUGUCCAGGAUACAAGAAUCAAAAAGCCUCUCACCCACCCUAACACCCCAAAUCCCACAUCCCCUCCUCAAACCCCUCCAUAAACCCCCCCUGAAACUCCCUGACCCAGCCCU
Hymenoscyphus albidus is the source of this 1113-nucleotide messenger RNA. The record is from the annotation of a GenBank genome assembly. Lineage: Eukaryota; Fungi; Ascomycota; Leotiomycetes; Helotiales; Helotiaceae.